UAUAAAAGAGAAGAUGAGAUGAAGAAUAUCGUUGAAUUUUACAACAAAAACAACACUCGCAGAUAAAAAGUGAAUAAUUAUAAACGAAUACAAGGUUCACACGCAGUAUCAGGAUUCACGUUGAGAGAAUUUUCAUUUCGGAAAACGAUUAUACGCUUUUUUUCAAACAAACGCGAUUAUGUUGCUAAUGGAGCGUUUAAAGUAUCUUUUUUUCUCGGCUUAACCAUCCGCAUAUGUGUUUCAGUGAGUCCGGUGUGUUUGAAAAUCUGACGAAAAUGUGCGAUUUGUGAUCUUGUGAUCGAGUUUGAUUAAAUUAUGUCCGGUUCUAUGGAAUUCGCCGUUCGAAAUGGGCAACCACCUCAGGUUUCCACAUCGCAGGGUGUAAAUGUUCGUAAAAAGAAACUCAAUCGUCAAAUUUACUUCGUUUCGGGUUUCCUCUCGUUAUUCGUUUUGUUGAGCGUUGGUUUAUUCGGUUAUUUGUAUUAUUUGAAUGGCAGAUGGAAUAGCGAAAUUAAAACCUACGAUGCGAAAGUAAACGCCAGAUUGGCCGAAUUGGAUAAGCAAAUGCGAAAAUACGAAGCUGAAAAAGGUGAACUUAAAAUCCACGAGGGGAAAGUAAACGCCAAAUUUACCGAAUUGGAGAAUAAAAUAAGAGGAUACGAAACUGAAAUAGGUGAAUUUAAAAAGCGAGUAAUUGUAUUAGAGAAUCGAAUAAAUGGAUCGUCUGGUAAUUUGACCAAGCUCAGAUCUAACAAGCGUAUUCAGAAAAAGUUACUACUUAGCAAACUACCACUGAUGGGCGAAGUGGCUCGAUACAAACCGAUAUCAGUGCAAACGAUGGAAGAAAAUCCUGCGAUACUGGACGUCGAUAUGACAGGAUUGGUUGACUUGGCGGCUAUUCGAGCUGAUAAAAACAUCAGUCGUAAAGUAAGCAAUAGAGAACUGAUCAACAUGACCAGUUUAUGGGACAAGGAAGAGCUCGAUAAGUACCGAAUCAAACCUACAAACAAAACAACUCCCGCACCUUAUACGCACACGGGUCCUCGUACCAGACCUACGCUUGCGACUGCUAAGCCGGAUCCAGAACCGACUGGAAAGCCCAAAGAUGCAGAAUAUGAAGACGACGAAGAAACCUAUGUACCACGACCAGGACCAGGACCAAAUGAUUAUGAUGACGAAGAAGAGACUGUAGACGAGAUUCCGCUUAUUUAUACUCGCAACAGACGAAGCGCCGAGUUGGCUAAUUCCGCCAAUGUUAAUUUGAUCGAUACGGAAGCCGGGGAAUUCGAGUCGCGUAAUAGAUCCAGCAAUCCAAUCGACUUCAGUAGAACUUCGUCUUCAUCACGUAGUAGUAACCAAACAGCUCAGGCCGAUAAAAAAAUCCAGUGUAAUAGCACACGUUGCGAAGAACCUCGAAAACUGCCACUUCUGCAAAAAAUCACCACAACCAAACGAUCGAUCCAGCAGACAAAAAAAGCACAAAGUUUGCGAGAAAUCAGCAGCCCAGCAGGCUCAGAAAUGGAAGAAGAAAGUAUAGACGUUAUUGAAACUCGUAAAACAGUCGUCGCAGCUCAUUUUGGAGCCGAUGCUUCGAAAUAUAGUAUCCAUACUCAUGAUUAUUACGACGGAAAUUUCCACCUACGGCAUCCUACCGGUGAAUACGAAGAUUGGAAACCGAGUAUGUGGUUCGAUGAGCUAAAUAUGAAUCGACAUUUCGCUCUAAUGAACGGUGAAAUCAAAGUACACACUCCUGGGUUGUAUUUCGUCUACGCUCAGAUAUUUUAUUCAGAUCUCAGCGACGUGAAUGGCUACGAGGUGUUAUUAAAUAGACGCGUAGUAUUACAAUGCAUAACGUCAACAAUCUCCCUCAGAAACGUGACAUCGAAAUCAAACACGUGCUAUACCGGAGGUGUCAUCAAAUGCGACGCCGGAGAUAAAAUCUCCGUCAGAACCGUCGAUCCGGGCAUAAGAGUAAUGUUAGAAGCGACGAGAAGUUUCGUAGGAAUGUUUAAAAUAGGUGAUUUCCAAUCGGUUAAAUGAAAUGACUCGGGUAAAUAGCCUUUCGCAAUCAUACCUUUGUUUACAACUAUUUAUACGGAAUAUUUUCUCAUCGUAAAGUUCCUCCUCCUCGCUUCAGUGUUCCUUAUAAUCAUGAUGCCGGUAUAGAAUGAGAAUGUGUACUCUGAUUCUGAAUUAUUACCUUUUGACGCUCGCGUGUUCAUCAAUAAAAUGAACGGUACAGAUCGCGUAAGCUUUAAACCUAUCUCGAUUCGUGAUAAUAAUAUAGCCUACGAACUUGCUAAAAAAAAAAAAAAAUUAAUCGGUUAAUGAAUAAAAGCGUAGUAAUAUGCGAACUACUGUAAUAUUUAUCUUAUUAUUUGCACUAUGGCCUAACGCCGAGUUAGGUAAUCAAUCAAGGUAUCAAAUCAAUUCAAUAAAACUGUACAUUUAUUGAGUUAUUUUUAUGAAAUAAUUACGACUUUGGCCAAUUUAUCUCGCCUUAAAUUAUUUUUCUUUAUGAACAAUUCAUUGAUUUUAAUAAUGGUGUAAUAUAAAAUAUCGUGUUGUUUUUUUUUCUCUUUAAUUCGUAGACUGAGACUGAAUAAUUUUUACUUUAGGGUCACCGUGUUCAUAUAUUUUGUACUUGUGUGUUGAACUUGAGAUUGAAAUAAUUUAAAAAAAAAAAUGUUUUUCACACAAGUAUGGUAAUUUUACCUAUGUAAUAAGGAUCGAUGUAGUAUACGUCUUGUAUAAGUUAUGUGUAUAUUAUAGCAAAGUAAUUCUAAACUAAAGUGAACGCAUAUCUCUUCUCGAUGAUCAUCAUUCAUUACCGAACAAUAUUAGUGAUAAAAUUAAUUACUCACUCGUAGACUAAGUCGUGAAUAAUUUUUCUACUGUAUUUUGUAUAUGUUGUAUUCCAAUUAAGAAAUAAAAUCGAAUUCAAUUCCG
Molecule: messenger RNA, 2949 nt
Organism: Planococcus citri (citrus mealybug)
Lineage: Eukaryota; Metazoa; Arthropoda; Insecta; Hemiptera; Pseudococcidae
Gene: egr
Product: eiger
Exons: 6
Coding region: 316-2040 (574 amino acids)
Biological process (GO): immune response
Cellular component (GO): membrane
Molecular function (GO): tumor necrosis factor receptor binding; receptor ligand activity
Source: RefSeq, a predicted model, not a curated record